Onychostoma macrolepis is the source of this 4097-nucleotide messenger RNA. RefSeq lists its product as uncharacterized. The record is from RefSeq and is a predicted model, not a curated record. NCBI's taxonomy places the organism in Eukaryota, Metazoa, Chordata, Actinopteri, Cypriniformes, Cyprinidae. Bases 644 to 1582 code for a protein of 312 amino acids. The transcript is spliced from 2 exons.
UUUUUCAUAUUAUUUGGUUAUUUAAAAACUGUUGCUUUAAGGUUUGUGUGGUCAUUUCUGACCGGAGCAUUUUAUAUUUAGAAUUUUUGAAAAAUCACAGCUUCAUCGGAAUGAUAUGAAACUUGGUGACUUUUAUGGCACUUGGAAUGUGAACAGAAAAAAAUUGAGGGCAUGAUUUGAACCGGCUAACCGCCCACUUAGACCAAGAACCACUCUUGGUCUUCGGUCAAAAAUGACCGACCAUAGGAAAUGAAUGGGAAAUAGACAAAAACACAAUAAUUCAGAGAACAUUUGUGUGUACAAUCUAUAAAUCGGCCAAAAAACUGAAAGAACACAGCAGUGACACUCUAAAACAUCAAGAGUGUGAUAUAGACACAUCCAAUCACACACAGAUGCGCGCGCACACACACACACACCUAAGAACUACUGUGUAACACAGAGCAAAGUUUUGAGAAUAUGUGAAAUCCAUUCAAUAAUUCAGCCAUGAUGCAGAAAAAGCUCAUAGGAGCUCUGUGCCGAGAGCAUAAGUAAAAAAAAAAAAAAUACAAAAUUGUCACGUGACGAUAUGUUCCUGAAGGCCAUGCAUCACUUCAUUCAUUAUUUGCUUGCCCACAUUUCUCUCUUGACCAAGGACUGUACAUAAAUGGAAGUCUCUCUACCCAUUUUCCCCAAAUCUCUCGGACAGGUGCCAGCUUGUCAUUUUGCUUUCCUGCAGCUCUUGUUCUCUUGUCAUCAAUACGUUGAUAAUACAAAUGAUGCAUUAGGACUUGCAUUUACUGACCUAAUAAACUCUUUUGGAGUCAAGCAAAAUGUCACCGGGCCCACUCAUUGUUUUAAUCAUACGCUAGAUUUAAUUAUAUCGCAUGGAAUUGAUCUUACUGAUAUAGAUAUCGUACCUCAAAGUGAUGAUGUUACUGACCAUUUCCUUGUAUCGUGCAUGCUGCAUAUUACUGAUAUUAACUAUAUGGCUCCGCGUUAUCGCCCAGGAAGAACUAUUGUUCCAGCCACUAAAGACAGAUUCACAAAUAACCUGCCUGAUUUAUCUCAACUGCUCUGUGUACCCAUAAAUACACAUGAACUAGACGAAAUGACUAGCAACAUGAGCACUAUCUUCUCUAAUACAUUAGAAGCUGUUGCCCCCAUCAAAUUGAAAAAGGUUAGAGAAAAACGUACUGCGCCAUGGUACAACAGUUAUACCCAUUCUCUCAAGAAAAAAACUCGUAAUCUUGAGCGCAAAUGGAGAAAAACUAACUUGGAAGUUUUUAGAAUUGCGUGGAAAAACAGUAUGUCCAGCUAUAGACAGGCUCUAAAAGCUGCCAGGAUCGAGCAUAUCCGAAAACUCACAGAAAAUAACCAAAACAAUCCAAGGUUUUUAUUUAGCACAGUGGCUAGACUAACAAAUAACCAGACGCCACCCAAUCUAAAUAUUCCCUCACAGUUUAAUAGUAAUGACUUUAUGAAUUUCUUCACUGAUAAAAUAGAUAACAUCAGAAAUAUAACAAAUGUGACCCUGGACCACAAAACCAGUCUUAAGUGUUAUUUUUUUAAAUUGAGUUUUAUACAUCACAUGAAAGCUAAAUAAAUAAGCUUUCCAUUGAUGUAUGAUUUGUUAGGAUUGGACAAUAUUUGGCCGAGAUACAACUAUUUGAAAAUCUGUAAUCCAAGGGUGCAAAAAAAAUCUAAAUUUUUAAAGUUGUCCGUAUGAAUUCUUAGCAAUACAUAUUACUAAUCAAAAAUGACGUUUUGAUAUAUUUACAGUAGUAAAUUUACAAAAUAUCUUCAUGGAAUAUGAUCUUUACUUAAUAUACUAAUGAUUUUUGGCAUAAAAGAAAAAUCUAUAAUUUUGACCCAUACAGUGUAUUUUUGGCUAUUGCUACAAAUAUACCCCAGCGACUUAAGACUGGUUUUGUGGUCCAGGGUCAGUAUUUAUGUCUAAUACUUUAGAAAAAGUUGUGUCUGCUCAACUGUGCUCCUUCCUGCAAAAAAAAAAAAAAAAAGAUCUCUAUGACGAAUUUCUGUCAGGUUUCAGGCCCCAUCACAGCACAAAAACUGCACUUGUUAAAAUUACAAAUGACUUGCUUCUUGCGUCAGACCAAGGCUGCAUCUCAUUGCUAGUUUUACUUGAUCUUAGUGCUGCGUUCGACACUAUAGACCAUGACAUACUCAUAGAUCGAUUACAAAACUAUACAGGUAUUCAAGGGCAGGCUUUAAGAUGGUUUAAAUCCUACCUUUCCGAUCGCUAUCACUUUGUUUAUUUAAAUGAGGAGUCAUUUAAAUGAGGAUUAGUUUCCACUGUUAUGCAGAUGAUACUCAACUAUAUAUUUCAACAAGACCAGAUGAAAUUUCUGAACUAUCUAAGCUAACAGAGUGUGUUAAAAAUUUAAAAAGAUUGGAUGACCAAUACUUUUUUCCUAUUAAGACCAAGAUAUUACUUAUUGAACCAAAAAAUAGUACACAAAAUCUCUUGGAUUACAAUUUGCAACUAGACGGAUGUACUGUUACGUCCUCUAAAGUCAAAAAUCUUGUCUUUUGAAAAUAAUAUUUGACAUGUUACAAAAACAGUAUUCUUCCAUUUUAGAAACAUUGCCAAGCUUCGAAACAUGCUACCUGUUUCAGAUGCAGAAAAGCUAGUCCAUGCAUUCAUGACCUCUAGACUGGACUAUUGUAAUGCACUGUUAGCUGGUAGUCCUGCAUCUUCAAUAAACAAGCUACAGAUAGUCCAAAAUGCAGGGGCUAGAGUCCUUACCAGGUCAAGAAAAUAUGAUCAUAUUACCCCAAUUUAGGAUAGCAAAGUCCACUAAAGGAGGUAGAGCUUUUUCGUAUUUGGCGCAAUGAGCAAAUAGAGAGAGUUAUUCAUUGGUAACUCUGGAAUAGCCUUCCUGAUAACGUUCGGGGUUCGGACACACUCUCUCUGUUUAAAUCUAGAUUAAAGACACAUCUCUUUGGCCAAGCAUUCAAAUAAUGCAUCUCAUAAUCAUGUACUGCAGUUAUAUCUGCUUAAAUGCACAUUACUAUUCUUUAGCUUCGGUUAAACAAAUCAAUUUUGCUUGGUUGGAACAUCAGCUACGCUAAUUAUGUCUCUAUUUGUUUCUCUGUUUCUAGGAUAUACACAAGCUUCAGUCUGGAUCCAGAACGCCUGAGAAGAGAUGAUGCCAACCCCUCAGAGGACCUCAGAUGAUGCAAACCCUGAAACAAUAUACAGAACUACCAAAUGGUCAACAGAAUCACCACUGGUCAGGCGAGUUUGGUGGCCAGUCAAGCACACCAACACCAUGGUCAUUGAACCAGCUUUUGGUACCUUUGGCAGUGUGGGCAGGUGCCAAGUCCUGCUGGAAAAUGAAAUCAGCAUCUCCAUAAAGCUUGUCAGCAGAAGGAAGCAUGAAGUGCGCUAAAAUUUCCUGGUAGAUGGCUGCGUUGACUGUGGACAUCAGAAAACACAGUGGACCAACACCAGCAGAUGACAUGGCAGCCCAAAUCAUCACUGACUGUGGAAACUUCACACUGGACUUCAAGAAACAUGGAUUCUGUGCCUCUCCACUCUUCCUCCAGACUCUAGGACCUUGAUUUCCAAAUUAAAUGCAAAAUUUACUUUCAUCUGAAAAGAGGACCUUGGACCACUGAGCAACAGUCCAGUUCUUUUUCUCCACAGCCCAGGUAAGACGCUUCUGACGCUGUAUCAGCUUCAGAAGUGGAUUGGUAGCCCUUUUCCUGAAGACGCCUGAGCGUGGUGACUCUUGAUGCACUGACUCCAGCUUCAGUUCUCUCCUUGUGAAGCUCUCCGAAGUGUUUGAAUCAGCUUUGCUUAGAGUACUCUCAAGCUUGCAGUCAUCCCUGUUGCUUGUGCACCUUUUCCUACCCAAAUUCUUCCUUCCAGUCAACUUUGCAUUUAAUAUGCUUUGAUACAGCACUCCGUAAACAGCCACACCUUUCAGUAAUGACCCUCUGUGACUUACCCUCUUUGUGGAGGGCGUCAGUGUUCGUCUUCUGGAUCAUUGCCAAGUCAGCAGUCUUCUCCAUUAUUGUGGUUUCAAAGAACAAGAGAUACCCGGAAUUUAUACUGUAGGGAUGGUCAUUUAUUGAACCUCAAAUGUAAAUAU